This is a messenger RNA of Triticum turgidum subsp. durum (durum wheat), 693 nucleotides long. The record is from the annotation of a GenBank genome assembly. NCBI's taxonomy places the organism in Eukaryota, Viridiplantae, Streptophyta, Magnoliopsida, Poales, Poaceae.
AUGGCGGCGAUCUCGCAGUUGCAGCGCAUCGCGGGGCCGGGCCAUGCCGGGGCGCCGCGGCCGGGAACUGUGAGGCGCGCCUCGGUCGCGGUCGCCGCGGGCAAGGCGCCGUUGCCGCGGCUGGAGGGCGCCAGCGAGGAGCUGAGGGCCGCGGCGGCGCAGAGCCUCGACUGGGCGCCGGCGCGCCGGCGCGUGCGCGGCGCCUUCGCGCCCGUGCUCCCCACGCUCGACCACUGCCUGUUCAAGAUGGCGCCCAAAGGAAUCCAGAUGGGGGAGAAUUUUGAGACCAAUUCAAAGGGAGUUGAAAUAUUCUGGAAGAGUUGGCUGCCUAGGGAGGGCACUCCCACCAAGGCAGCGCUUUUCUUCUGCCAUGGGUAUGGAGAUACCUGCACUUUCUUUUUUGAAGGGGUCGCUAAGAGAAUAGCCGCUGCUGGAUAUGCAGUAUAUGCUAUGGAUUAUCCUGGUUUUGGAUUAUCGUAUGGUCUUCAUGGCUACAUCGCAAGCUUCGAUGGGAUGGUGGACCAUGUCAUUGAACAAUAUGCGAGAAUCAGAGGAAGGAAAGACGUGCAAGGGCUCCCAUACUUUCUCUUGGGGCAGUCAAUGGGAGGUGCGGUUGCUCUGAAAGUACACUUAAAGCAACCAAAAGAAUGGGAUGGAGUGCUUCUUGUUGCGCCUAUGUGCAAGAAGAUGUAA